GUGUAAACACUCAGUUCUGCUUAGCACUUUGGUGCGAACGGUUUGCGUUGAAUUUGAAAAGUCGGAAAAUGAAAAGUGUUACGCUGCAUCCAUAACUAUUAAUAAUAAGAUCAAUUAAAACGUCAUAAUGUUUAUAUUAUAAAUACAAGGAAUGAAAAAUCAACACCCCGUUAUUGUUAGUGAUAUGAAGAGAAUUGCGCAAAGAGAACAGUUUUCUUUGUUUAUACACACACACACAUUCACGGAUAUCCGAUUGCUAUUUGAAAUUAUAUAGAAAUUACAAUGUGAUGUCAGUGGAUUAGUUUUAUUGAUAUGCAAACAUAUACAUUACCACAGAAUCGAUCAAUGAAACUCAAAAAAUAAGAACAAAAUUAUUUAAAAAAUAUUUAAAUGUAUGUGUGUGUGUGUGCUCGUGUAUCUGGACACAACUGGAGUGCUAAUGUGCUGGAUUGCGAAUUUCUUGUAUGCGGUCUAUUUGUGGCGAAAUGAGUUAAUGCCAAUAUGGCAUUGAUUGCUGCUUCGUACCAAGUGUUUUCUAUAUGAAUCAUUGCCUAUUCAUUCGAAUUAAUUGACAAUUUUGGCCAAAAACCUUCCAAUUUCAUACGCUUAAAUCUCAAGUAUCCACUCUACACAUUAAUCUAAUUUUCAGAGUUUAACGGAAGUGACCCACCCAGUCUGUGAACAUGGAAAACGUACGCUUUUCCAUAAUUGAGAACGAUCUCAAAUGGAAUUCGGAGAGCCAUGAAACACAUGAUUUCUUUUUCGAUAAGCGCAGCAUCUCCAGCGAGAACAGCAGCAACAGUGAUGCCGUAUUUAGCGAUGAAGCGCAUGAGAUCUUCUUGUGGCAGCAACAGCAUCAAAUGAUCUGGGACCAGCUGGAGAUUGAGGAGACACUCAGCAUGGUGCCGAAUUCGCUUGCCAUAUUCGAAAUGGUCAAAACGAAUUGCUUUUUAGCACUUACGUCAGCCACUAAUGACGCCAAUUUGGCGAUACUAUAUUCCUCAAUCUAUGGCUGCACCGAGAAUAUUAUACUCUUGCUCGAUCACUAUGGAUCCGAUCCGAAUUGUAAGGACUUGCGUGGUCGCACGCCGCUACACUUCGCCUGCUGUCGCGGAAAUGCGCACAUCGCCAAGGUUUUGUUGGAUCGUGGUGCUGAUCCCAAUCGUUUUGAUGGCAAAAAAGAGGUGACAGCUUUACACUGUGCCGCCAGUGCAAAGAGCGUGGAAUGCAUUUUGUUGCUACUGAAACGGAAAGCGCACAUCAACAUUGGCAUUGAGAAGCGUUCGGCAUUGCAUUUCGCUAUCGAUCGCAAUGCGGUCGAAUGUGUGGAGACGUUACUCAAAUACGGCGCAGAUCCCAAUACGCCACAGGUUUACACAGAAACGCCGCUGCACACUGCUUGCGCAUUAGGCUUCAACAAAUGUGUGGAAUUGCUAUUGAAUCACGGCGCAGAUGUGCGUUCCCAGUUCGGUGAGGGGAAACUGACAGCCUUACACUUGGCCGCUGAGAACGAUUACGUCGAAUGCGUACGUUUACUAUUGGAGCAUGGGGCGGAAGUGGAUUGCCGCAAUGCUAGCCAUCAGACCCCACUGCAUUUGGCUUGUCUUUCGCAAUCCAUCGAAACUGUCGAUUUACUGAUCAAGCAUGGCGCCAAUGUGAAUGCUGUCUACAGGGAUGGUCGUACCGCUUUGCAUGCUGCUAUCGUCAAACAAUCUCGUAGUUUGGACUGCUGUAAUGCUCUAUUGAAAGCCGGCGCCAAUGUCAACAAAGCGGAUAAUUUUGGCUAUACGCCGUUGCAUAUAGCGGCCUUGAAUGAGUUCAGUAAUUGCGUAUACACUUUCAUUGAACAUGGCGCGGAUAUAACGGCUCGCACCAUGGGGAAUGUAUCCGCCUUGUCUUUCAUAGUGCGACGUACACCUGAGAUUAUACCGAAACUUACAGCCAAAAUGGAUAGUUCAAUUAAGGUAAAUGACCACGAAAUCGGUGAUGUAGACUGUGAAAUCAAAUUGGAUUUUCGUCUGCUGGUGCCGCCAACAGCAUUGGAACGUGGUGAGACUGAAUUACUGCUGUCCUUAAUCGAAGUAGGCCAAAAGCGUUUACUGAUGCAUCCAUUGUGUGAGACCUUUCUAUUUCUAAAAUGGCGUCGCAUACGAAAAUUCUUUCUGAUGAGUCUACUUUAUCAUGCGAUCUAUGUCUUCCUAUUUACAAUGUAUAUCGUGGGUGUAUAUGCACGCAACUGUGAUAAGAAUCCGAAGUGUGAGGCGCCCGGAUACAUUAGCACAGUGGGCUAUUUCGUUAUAAUACUGAAUUUAAUAUUGAUGGGCAAAGAGAUUUUUCAGAUGGCUCAUGGUUUGCAAGGUUAUGCGAAAUACUGGGAAAAUUGGCUACAGUGGGCCAUCGUUUUUGGUGUCUUGCUGUGUGUGACACCAGAGAUUUUGGUCCCCACCAAUUUGUCGGCUGUACCCACCUGGCAACAUCAUGUGGCGGCUAUUGUGGUACUCUUAGUGUGGCUGGAGUUAAUGAUGUUGGUAGGACGCUUCCCGAUAUUCGGCGUGUAUGUGCAAAUGUUCACAAAAGUUGCCGGCAACUUCUGCAAAUUCCUUCUGGCCUACAUCUGUUUACUGAUCGCCUUCUGCCUGAGCUUCUCCGUGCUUUUUAACGACUAUCCGCCGUUUGAAAAUAUCACCUGGUCACUACUCAAAGCCAUAACAAUGAUGUCGGGGGAAUUGGAAUUUGAAGAUAUAUUUUAUGGUGAUAUUCCCGUAAAAUUUCCAGUCACCUCACAUAUUUUGUUUCUCUGCUUUGUACUACUCGUCACGGUCAUACUCACUAACCUUAUGGUGGGUUUGGCCGUCAGCGAUAUACAGGGUCUACAAGUAUCAGCCACCCUAGAUCGGUUGGUGCGUCAAGCAGAGCUAAUCUCACGACUAGAAAGCUUAUUCUUCUCACGCUUACUCCGCCGUGCACCGGUGAAAUUAAUGCAACUCUGCAAGCGUAGCGCGCUAUUACGCACUUCACGCAACAAAUUACAGUUCGUGACACGACCAAAUGACCCGCGUGACAAUCAGUUACCCGAGGACAUCAAGCUGAAUAUUUACAAACUGGUUGCUGAACGGCGCGAUCGUAAUUUGAGUUUACGUCGACGCAAACUGGAAAGUAACUACAACAUGUUCAAUCAGAGCUUACAGCGUCAGUACGAGGAAAAGAAGCGGGUCACUGCCAUACCAGUCGGGUUAUCGGCUGAUAAAACAUCGACAAACUCCGUUUCGAGCAACAAUAAUGUAAAUAAUAAGAAAUUAGGUAAUGAUUUGAAGGAACCACAUGUUAUGAUUACGUUACGUGAGAACGAUUGCUUGUUACGACCGCGUUCGGCGACCAAUGUGCACGAUCAGCUAAUGGCCGAAAGCGAUGUGGCCGUUAAGCUUAAGAGCCAGGUCAACGGCAUUUCAGAUGUGCGCGCCGAAGUGAUGGCGCUGCGCGAGCAAAUUCGUGGGAUCGGUCAAAAAUUUGACAGCUUUGCGGAGAGUGCAAGCAAGAAGCUAACAUUCACGGCGGAAGAAAUGUGUCGUAUAAAAAUUCAUCUCGAGCAGAAGGCAUCCUUUCAGUGCUGAACGACGUAUUUAGAGACUUCGACUUUGAGAUGCCAUUAAUGAAGAGAGCUUUAAUAUAUUUUUAAUAACACUAGAUUAACUUUGUAAGUGAAAGCGGGAAUUUAAUUCAAACCAAAUAAACUGUGUUAAAUGUCAA
Messenger RNA from Zeugodacus cucurbitae (melon fly), 3747 nucleotides. It is a transcript of the gene pyx, whose product is annotated as transient receptor potential channel pyrexia. The coding region runs from base 684 to 3611 and encodes 975 amino acids. Gene Ontology annotation, biological process: monoatomic ion transport; transmembrane transport. The transcript has 11 exons. Lineage: Eukaryota; Metazoa; Arthropoda; Insecta; Diptera; Tephritidae. Gene Ontology annotation, cellular component: membrane. The record is from RefSeq and is a predicted model, not a curated record. Gene Ontology annotation, molecular function: monoatomic ion channel activity; protein binding.